This is a messenger RNA of Apodemus sylvaticus (European woodmouse), 2913 nucleotides long. RefSeq names its product transmembrane protein 150C (gene Tmem150c). The transcript has 8 exons. Lineage: Eukaryota; Metazoa; Chordata; Mammalia; Rodentia; Muridae. The record is from RefSeq and is a predicted model, not a curated record. Bases 292 to 1041 code for a protein of 249 amino acids.
CAAAGCCCUAGGUGUGUGGACAGAAGGAAGCCGGUAAGAAGGUUACAACAGGUCAGGAAUAAAUAACCAGCAGGCGGAGGAUCCCGGAUUCCGUCCUGCCUUUUGUUGGGUGAGGAGCGCCAGGCAAACGCGUCCACCUUGGCUUAGGAAGGAGGCGAUUGGACCGUCCGCCCGCAGCCGCAGCUCCGGGUGGCUGUGAGGGACCCGGGGACUGGGAGAGGUGCAAACCGGGACCUCUGCACUCCGCCGUCCACCCGAAGCCCCGCAACCGGGACCCCGGAUGGUACAGGCAUGGAUGGGAAGAAAUGCAGCGUGUGGAUGUUCCUACCUCUUGUGUUUACUUUGUUUACUUCAGCUGGCCUGUGGAUAGUGUACUUUAUAGCCGUGGAAGAUGACAAAAUUUUGCCAUUAAAUUCAGCUGCAAGGAAAUCGGGUGCGAAGCACGCUCCGUACAUCAGUUUUGCAGGUGAUGAUCCUCCUGCAAGCUGUGUGUUCAGUCAAGUAAUGAACAUGGCUGCCUUCCUAGCCCUCGUGGUAGCUGUCCUGCGCUUCAUUCAGCUGAAACCAAAGGUUUUAAAUCCGUGGCUGAAUAUCAGCGGUCUGGUGGCGCUGUGUCUGGCGUCCUUUGGAAUGACCUUACUUGGUAAUUUCCAGCUCACGAAUGAUGAGGAAAUCCAUAACGUGGGGACGUCCUUGACCUUUGGGUUCGGCACACUGACCUGCUGGAUCCAGGCUGCGUUGACACUCAAAGUCAAUAUCAAGAAUGAGGGGCGAAGAGCUGGAAUCCCCCGAGUCAUCCUGUCGGCUGCCAUUACUCUCUGUGUAGUCCUGUAUUUCAUCCUCAUGGCCCAAGAUAUCCAUAUGUACGCGGCCAGGGUCCAGUGGGGCCUGGUCAUGUGCUUCCUGGCGUACUUCGGCACCCUGGCUGUGGAGUUCCGGCACUACCGCUAUGAGAUUGUGUGCUCCGAAUACCAAGAGAACUUCCUGAGCUUCUCAGAAAGCCUGUCAGAAGCUUCUGAAUAUCAGACCGAUCAGGUGUAACCCAUCAGUUGCUCCUUGGGGGUGCGGUGGGUGUGGCAACAGGGGAGGGGCCAGGAGGAUACACUCACAGGACUUGACACAUCACCUCACGAUGCUUUUCACACACACGGACACAUACUCACGGCCACAUCUGACGAAAGAGCUUUGCAAGGCAGGUUAUCUCUUUCUUGAAGAAGCACAAGCCCUCACGUAUGGAAACACACGCUGUCACACGGAAAACGUGCACAACGGAGCCAGAAGCUGUGCAUGAUCACCCCCCGGCCCCGCCCUCCCAGCAGGCCUUGCGCUUCUCGUCCUCUUCUCGUUCCAACCUGGCAUCUUCCUCCAGCAAAGUAAGGCCGGCCGAAUGUAAAGCAAGAGUCAAGCCAGCUCCCCGAGCUCGAGGGAAUAGUUGUGGAUAUGGUACCAAAACUCUUGAGUGAAAACCUAGGAGCAUCUGACCGGAUGGAUGCACACCGCUCUAAAGCUGACUGUGGCUGACUUCAGCACUGUUCAGCGAUCGGCUCUGUGGAUCCAGAGAGAGAUGCAAGCCACAGAGAGUGAGCAGGGAAGAAGCCGGCCACCAGCUCUUGGACCUGAGUCACUCUGCCUAAGGAAGAUCUCCCAACGUGAAUGUUCAUUCUCCGGAACGGAACCUCUGCAGCGCAUAGCACCAGGUACAGCCGAGAGGGCGUGGCUUGGGUUUUUGCUUCCACACUACGUCAUCCACAGUUCCAGUUUAUAGCUCAUGACUUGCGAUUUCUUUUCUAAGUGCCACUCUCAUGGGUCUAUGGAGGCCUCGUGGACAAAGGUGUGACCAAAGGCAAGAACCUUGUUUUGGUUUCAAGUAUGAAAGGGGUGCAUACCUGCGAGCUUAAUUUAUAUUUGAAGCAAAAAAAAAAAAAAAGUUUCUCAAAGAAUCGCGAAAGAAAUCUCCGUGGGUGUGAGGGGUAUGAGGGAGCCUCUGAGGAAAGAUAGGAUAGCACUCUUGCUGCCAAUCCAACCCAGGGGGAGAUUUCCAUAUCCGUGUUGCCCAAGUUUUCUAGUUUGAGAGCUGGGAACUUUUCAAUUUUAAAAAUUUAUAGACGCAAAUUAAAAACACCCCCUCCCCCAAAUCGUAUUGGCACACACAGCUGCAAUACUGCAAUAGUGCUCAGAGGUGAGCCCAUAGGAGCAGGAGUUCAAGGCCAUCCUAGAUCCCCGUGCCAACAACAGAGUGCCGAGUGCACAAGCACCCCUCCCCCAACUACGCGCACUAUUCCAAAAAAAACUCUCCGAACUCCGUAGGGGCUCGGAUACCCCGGGACGUAACGUGAAAAACGCUGUUUUGUAAAUUCAACCCAAGGUAUCGCUUCCCAAGGAGGGGUUCCAACGUUGUUACAUCUAAAUCUCAUCUCCCAGCACAGUGCCUGCACAAAGUAAAUGCUCAAUAAGUGUCCACUGAACAGAUUUACUGGCUGUUUCUGAGGUAAGGAGUAUCAAAGAGAUUCAGAGAUAAAUGACAGAGUGGAAGCCGUCUUAAGUGAGGACAGCGAGGGAGGAAUCGUCACUACUGGGCAGGGAAGGGAGCAAAACCCCUCAGUGGCAUGAGAAAAGGCCUGGAAUAGAGUAGUCUCUUAUUAAAAAGGCGUCUUACUGUAAAUACUCCAGGGUGACGUUGUUAGUUUUGAAACUGCUAUGAUAUUUCUUUCUUUUCAUUUUUAUAUUUUAAGGAGUUUAUCAAAGAACCAACAGUUUUGUUUUACUCUCCACACUCCAAGUUAAAGAGCUUUUGGUGAUGCACUUCUCUGCUUUCUUGAGAGUCUCUAGGGAAUGCCUGUCUUAACAGAAUCAAGCAAAGACCAACAUCACUCAUUGGGAUCUGGCCACUAAAUAAAGGUGUUUUAUGCAAAA